CAAGCGUAAAAUUCUCCGUCGUUUUCCCGAACGCCCGCCUCUCAGAUUUCCAGAAAGUCCCCGUGAAGUUGAAGACCGUGAAACAUCUUCAACCUCACGCGGCCUCGUAAUGGAGAAAGGAAAUUCCCACACUGCCCCUAGGCCUCAUCCCGACGACCGCAUCAAGCUCAACGUCGGCGGCAAGUACUUCGAAACGACGUUAGAAACGAUCCAGGCCGGCGGACCCGACUCUCUCUUAGCCGCCCUAUCAAACCGCUCCACCGACGACCCGAACCCGGUUUUCAUUGACCGGGACCCGGAGAUCUUCUCCGUCAUCCUCUCUCUUCUCCGAUCGAAAGGCCUCCCUUCCGCGGCUCGCCUAUUCUCCAAGCAGGAGCUCGCCGAUGAAGCCCUCUACUACGGCAUCGAGUCGCAGCUUAAGUCGGCGAUGUCGCCUCCUCCUCUUUCUGGAAUCGACGCAUCAAUUGUCACCACCGUCCAACCCGCCUACGAUGGCUGUCCUUCGGCGAUUACCGCAGGCGACGACGGCUCCGUCUGGAUCGCCCAUGGCGGCCAGAUAUCCAGCUACGAUUGGAAACUCAGCUACGCCGGAACCCUACGUACGCAUUUGGAGGACAUAACCUCGAUUUGCCGUGUGUAUCCUGAUAUUGCCGCUAUAGGAUCCGAAUCCAGCGCAGGACUUCACUUCUACGAUUUCUCAGGCGUGCGAAACCUCGGGUCGAUCCACUGGACCGACCCGGAAGAUCCCAGAAUCUUCAAGGCGCGAGUCACCGCCAUUGCCGACUCGCCAAGCUCGGUCUUCGCGUCGUUUGAUUGCUCCCACAGAGAGAAUUGCAUCUUCUUGAUCGACAAAUCGACUCUCAAAAUCGUAUCAGAGCUGAGCCGGCAACCGGGGAGCUCCGCAAAGAACCUGGCCGUGGGAAAGCUGAGGUGGCUUCCGGAGACGGGACUGAUCGUCGGGAGCUCCGUCACGUGCGGCGCCUUUGGUUACUCGGGUUACAUCCGAUUGUGGGACCCGAGGUCGAAUGAGGUGGUUUGGGAGGCGAACGAACCGGGUUCGGGCCGGAGCAGUCGGUUCGGGGAUUCGUUCGCCGACGUGGAUGCCGACGUUGAGGAGUCGACCCUGUUCAAGUUGUGUUCAAAGUCCGGCGACUUGGCAGUGGCAGACUUGCGUAAAUUAGGGGAUGAUCCGUGGGUAUAUUUACAAGACAAGAACCCAAGCUUGAGGUACACCGGCGGAGAUGGGACGGGUGGAAAUAACAAUAGUGUGGUGAGGUGUUACAGAAAGCAAGUGUUUGUGGGGAGGGAAGGUGGGUUGGAGGUUUGGUCGAAGGUGGCAGAGGCAGAACGCAGGGUGGAAAUAGAAAAUGGGGUUUGUGAGGGGUGGUAUAGGAGGAAUUUUGUUGAUAAAGUUGAGGAUUCUGAGAGAGGGAUUAUAAAGAAAAUCGAAGGUGGCGGCGAUAGGCUGUUUGUUAUUAGGGAAGAUGUUGAGGGCAUUGAGGUGUGGGAAAGCUCUCAAUCUUCGGGUGCAAUUUCGGUUUUGUGACUCCAAAGGAGAGGCUUUGUAAUCUGUGUGAUAACACUUCGUUGCUACUAUGUUUUGCGUUUCUCGGCAUGUUGGUAUCUUUGCACAUUGUCACAAAUUUCGUUUCUUUGCUUCGUUUUAAGAAUAUUUCGGAUGUCUCAUUCACCUGGUCUUCACCGAUAAGCCAAUUGGCCAAUUCUAACAAAGCAAACUCAAACCUUUUCCUAAUGGGAUUCCAUGACAAGGGAAGUUAGUAUGAAGGAAUGUCAACUAUGAGCAGUUUGCUUCUCUAUGUAGCUAUAGCUCUUUGGAAGAUUGGAGGCUUUCAGAUAGCUUAAUCUCGGAUGGCUUCAGUUUCCAUUGUAACCACUUUCAGAUUUUUCCACCAUGCCACUCUAAAUCAUGAAAUUUGCUCUGUUUCCGCUUGCUUAUUAGUUAUCGUCAUUGCAUUCAUUUCAUUGCUUGGAGUUUAAUUCUGCAGAUGCAAGGAGCACUUGUUGCAGACAUGUACAUCCCUAACCAAUUUGCGAUGAUGGUGCCCGGUUAAUAUGUAGUUUGCCAGAAACAUUGUUUCUUGAACAUGUCAAAACCGGGAUCAAGAUCAGAAAUAUACAUCUUCAAAUCAAAAUCAAGAACCCCACACAGUAGGCAGCAUCGAUUGUACUUUCUGUACAAUGUAGAGUUGUUGCUUCACAGGUGGAUACUCGGAGGCUAGAUGCGGUGAGGAAACAAGAUUUUAUUGAAAAGAUGCUCGAGACCAUCCCCAUGCGUGUGUUCUAGGCUUCUAGCUGUUCAGAGCACCUUUCCGGUGGUGCCGUCGACGGAAGUGGUGAUGUCAGCUUUGCCAGUAUUUUCAACAAUUAGCUGCAUCCCUCUAUGAGCAAGUACAUGUUUUGCGCUACGUUAGGAACAGGCAUGAUGAAGCUUUAGGUAGGGCGUUUUGUGACUUGUGAGAGACCAUGUGUGCCUCGCUGAGGUAAACUAUAUGUUUCGGAAAAUGGAAAUUAAAAAGGGAACUUUAACGAAAA
Messenger RNA from Malus domestica (apple), 2553 nucleotides. RefSeq names its product protein ENDOPLASMIC RETICULUM-ARRESTED PEN3. NCBI's taxonomy places the organism in Eukaryota, Viridiplantae, Streptophyta, Magnoliopsida, Rosales, Rosaceae. Gene Ontology annotation, biological process: protein homooligomerization. The record is from RefSeq and is a predicted model, not a curated record. Gene Ontology annotation, molecular function: protein binding.